AUGGCUAUAGCUAUGCAGGCAACAGCUGAGGCAUUGGGUAAUCAGAUAAACCAGGGUAAUCACGGGAACAAUAAUCAUGAGGACGGUCCUAUGACAGUUGCUACAUUUCUGAAAGUUCACCCUCCGACUUUUAGGAGAACCUCAAAUCUUACUGAUGCAGAUAAUUGGAUUCAGGCUAUGGAAAGGGCGUUACAGGCACAACAGGUUCCUGAAGAGCAAUGGGUUAAAUUUGGAACUUAUCAGUUGCAAGGUGAAGCUCAGUAUUGGUGGCAGGGAACACGACGUAUCCUGCAGCCUGAUGGUGCUGCGAUUCCUUGGGAGGUUUUCUGGACAGAAUUUUAUAAGAAAUAUUUUCCUAAUUCAGUCAGAAAUACCAAGAAACUUGAACUGAUGCAAUUAAAGCAGGGACAGAUGAUUGUUGCUGAGUAUACUAGUAAAUUUGAAGAGUUAUGUCGCUUUUCUCGUAUUUGUCAAGGUGCGCCUGAAGAUUUUGCUGAAUGGAAGUGUAUAAAUAUAAAGGAGGUCUUCGGAGCGAUAUUCUGA
Molecule: messenger RNA, 543 nt
Organism: Arachis ipaensis
Lineage: Eukaryota; Viridiplantae; Streptophyta; Magnoliopsida; Fabales; Fabaceae
Source: RefSeq, a predicted model, not a curated record